AUGACGCAACUAAAAUAUUUAAUGCUAGUUUCUAGACAAGGAAAAAUCAGAUUGAAGAAAUGGUACACGGCAAUGUCCGCUGGUGAAAAGACAAAAAUAGUGAAAGAUUUGACACCUACGAUUUUGGCAAGAAAACCCAAAAUGUGUAACAUAAUCGAGUAUAGCGACCACAAAGUGGUAUACAAGCGAUAUGCCAGUCUGUACUUUAUUGUUGGGGUAACGCCCGAUGUUGACAAUGAACUGUUGACCUUGGAAAUCAUCCAUCGGUUUGUCGAAACAAUGGACACUUAUUUCGGCAAUGUCUGUGAGUUAGACAUAAUAUUUAACUUCAACAAGGUUUACGAUAUUUUGAAUGAGAUGAUUAUGUGCGAUGGGUCCAUCGCAGAGAGCAGUAGGAAGGAAGUGCUGCACCAUGUGACCGUGAUGGACACCAUGGAGAGCAACGAGAAUCUGGAAAGGGUACUGAGUUAG
Molecule: messenger RNA, 471 nt
Organism: Saccharomyces paradoxus
Lineage: Eukaryota; Fungi; Ascomycota; Saccharomycetes; Saccharomycetales; Saccharomycetaceae
Gene: APS1
Product: Aps1p
Exons: 1
Coding region: 1-471 (156 amino acids)
Biological process (GO): vesicle-mediated transport; intracellular protein transport
Cellular component (GO): membrane coat; intracellular membrane-bounded organelle; AP-1 adaptor complex
Molecular function (GO): clathrin-cargo adaptor activity
Source: RefSeq, a predicted model, not a curated record